Molecule: messenger RNA, 565 nt
Organism: Eptesicus fuscus (big brown bat)
Lineage: Eukaryota; Metazoa; Chordata; Mammalia; Chiroptera; Vespertilionidae
Gene: ENY2
Product: ENY2 transcription and export complex 2 subunit
Exons: 5
Coding region: 73-378 (101 amino acids)
Biological process (GO): poly(A)+ mRNA export from nucleus; regulation of transcription by RNA polymerase II; positive regulation of DNA-templated transcription
Cellular component (GO): DUBm complex; nuclear pore; SAGA complex
Molecular function (GO): chromatin binding; transcription coactivator activity
Source: RefSeq, a predicted model, not a curated record
AGUGUGGUAGGUAACGGUCGUCAGCGCAAGGGUCAUUUCGUCGCUGGGAAGGGACGGCCCUCGCCCGCGGUGAUGGUGGUUAGCAAGAUGAACAAAGAUGCGCAGAUGAGAGCAGCGAUUAACCAAAAGUUGAUAGAAACCGGAGAAAGAGAACGCCUCAAAGAGUUGCUGAGAGCUAAAUUAAUUGAAUGUGGCUGGAAGGAUCAAUUGAAGGCACACUGUAAAGAGGUAAUUAAAGAAAAAGGACUAGAACACGUUACUGUUGAUGACUUGGUGGCUGAAAUCACACCAAAAGGCAGAGCCCUGGUACCUGACAGUGUAAAGAAGGAGCUUCUACAAAGAAUAAGAACAUUCCUUGCUCAGCAUGCCAGCCUUUAAGAUUGAAUUAGAUUGUGUUGUUUUGUGGUCUUAUUUCUGAAAGUAAAACUUGCCAUAAAUUAGGAAUCGCUUUCCCAAAAUAAAAUCCUUUUUUGUAUGAUGGUAUACAGUUUUCGGUAAUGAUGUAUACAUUGUAUUGAUUUUUUUCCCCUAAAUGUGUUAUUUUAAUAAAUAUCUCAUGAAUGAG